UCACGAUGAGGCUUCUACUAGCCUUAUGAAUAUAGGAUUAUCACGAGCCAAUGCUAAGGGGCCCAAUACCCAGCUGCUGAUCGCCGCUGUGCAGCUGCAGCAUUCAAGCAAUUUUGCUUGCGCUCUUGCAAAACAGAUCAAUGACCUGACAACCGAUUGUGCUUCAACCAUGUUCAGCUGCAUUAAUCUCUAUGGGAAGUACACUCCUGGUCUUUUUGCUAGCGAGUGUCGAGAUGGGAAGGAAGGGCUUCAAUCAUCUGCAUCUCCGCCGGUGGUGGCCGCUAAUACAAAUGCUAAUUGAAUAACCGUUGCAGUUCCUAACACAGGUCGAGUUAUCACUAAAAUGUUGUUGUAAUGUUGCUUCUCAAAUUAAGAGAUAGAUUUUAUUUGCUUUGCGUUAGAAUUCCAUCAACAAAAUAAUGAGAAGAGUGGAUCCUUUUCCUUCUUAGUAAGGUAAAAAGGUUUGUUUCUUUGCUAAAUCGAUGGGUGGGACUAAAUAUAUUCGUGUUGCAGUUGUUCCAUUAAAUAUUGGUGCAUUUUCCAAAAUUGACCUGGAUUGGGCUUUAGCUCCAGGUUCCUUGGGUCAUGCUUAAAAUGAAGGUGUCUUUGGUAGGGUCUCACUCUAACAUUUAUUAACAAUGAAAAUUGCCUUUGCUUCCGGCCCAAAAAGAAGUACCUUGAGUUGGUCCUCGAUAAUGGCAUCAAAAUAAAGGGACAUUGGGUUCGGCGUUGUUUGGGUGUCAUCCUAAGAUGCCCGCUACACCCCAGCAUUUCUUUCUUUGACUCAUUUCUUGUAUUUCUUGUAUACUCAAUGUAAGGUCAUUUUAAUAGUAUUUUUUUCAGAUUCUAGAUAUCCUUGCCUGUCUUUAGGGUCCAAUAGAAAAGGGUAGCGACCCAAGAAGUUGUUAGUGAUGCUUAGUUUAUUAGUCUACAGAAUUGAUUGAAAUUAUUGUAGUAUGUAAGGGUAAAACUUUGAGUCUUGUAUCCCCUAUGCAUUAUAUAGCAGUUUCUAGCUUGAGUUGAGUGGAUUCAUUUAUUUUGUUUCGUUUGGGGUUGUGAAUGGAAUGUAAACUGAAACAUGUUUUGAUUGCUUAUUUUGAAGUAUCAUUGGAUAUGACUAUAAGAAUAAGUUGAGCAACUUUGACUGUAAUUAAACUUGGGAUGGAUUGAUCUAUGGAUGUUCUCUGGACACAAAGUGUAAAAUUGGGCUAAAGUGGUGUACAGGAACUUGGUGUGAAAAUAGCAUAGGACUUCCUAGUUGAAAAUAGUAUUUUUUUCCAGGCAUAACUGAUUUUAUUCUAUAGGUUGUUUA
Durio zibethinus is the source of this 1312-nucleotide messenger RNA. The record is from RefSeq and is a predicted model, not a curated record. Lineage: Eukaryota; Viridiplantae; Streptophyta; Magnoliopsida; Malvales; Malvaceae.